GCCAUUCUCUGAAUGCAGAGUAGCUGUAAUAGUAUGUUUUAAAGCAAGUUUGUUUUCUAGGUGAGAAGCUUUGACACUUUGAGUGUUAGAAAAAAGGUACUUGUGCUCAUUUGUGAUUUAAAAAACAACACUGCCUCAUGUAAUGGAAAACUGGAGUUUCUGUUGAAGAAACUGUGUAACUCUCCAGCUGCUUGAAGGGAAAAAUGUUCAUCAUAACUCAAAGAAGGAAAACAGCUGCACAUGUUCUUGAAAUAAGCUCAGAACUCCCCAAUGGCAAAAUAAUGAAGGAACAAAUGAAAGAAAAAUAUUCUAUCAUCCUUAAAAAUGUCUGUUCUUUGAUAGGGGAGCAGUCCUCUCCUAAAGAGGCUGAGUGUGCUAACUACUGUCAGUUGGUAAUUGGUAUGCAAACUUAUGUAUAAAGUUGAGAAAUUGACAUAUUCAAAAUAGUUUUCUCUCUCCAGUACAGUGCUUGCUUUGGCAGUUCAUUUUAUAAUUCACUGCAUUUUUCACCAUCAGUAACUGGAACCUGGGACCAUCCUGUUUUUCCAGUAACAACAUUCCUUGUCACUGAAAGUAAAAUUUAACAGCAGCCUUUAUUACGCUCACUUGGUAAUUUGCCUACAACCAAUAUUUUGACCAUUUGUGCUCCAUGUUUGCUGCAUUCUAGUCUUGAAGAGUCAUCAUGACCACUGAGAGGGAGACAAACACAGCAUGUACUGAGUUAAAGUUUGUUUCCUUGUCUUACUCAGCGGUAUACUGGCAGCUUCAUAAAAGCUGGAUGGAAAAUUUUCCUGCUCACAUGUACCUCAGAUCCCAGUCUAGCAGACAGCACUCUCUUCUCUCACCAAGACACCAUGAUGCAAUUAAGGACUUUAAUUUUCACAUCUGUUAUGCUCCCGUGGAUACUGUCUUCUGCAGCAAAAGAUGAAUACAUGGAAGCAAGGAGACCUGAGAGAGCUAUUACGGACGUUUCUGACUAUGACCUCCCUGAAACCUCAGACACUGGCCCAGCAUCUCCAAAAGCUGAAGAGCUGCCAACAUGUCUACUGUGUGUUUGCCUGAGUGGAUCUGUUUACUGUGAGGAGGUGAAUCCUGACAUGACAGUUGUCCCAGCACUGCCAAAGGAAACAGCAUACCUCUACGCACGUUUCAACAAAAUCGCAAAAAUACGCAAUCGUGACUUUGCAGACAUGGCCACGUUAAGAAGAAUCGACCUGAGUGGGAAUCUCAUUUCUGAGAUAGAAGAUGGAGCUUUUUCCAAACUUCCCAAUCUUGAGGAGCUCACUCUUGCGGAAAACAGACUGACUAAACUUCCUACACUUCCCACCAAGCUAGUCUUAUUCAAUGCCAAUUUCAACAACCUUAAAACCCAGGGUGUAAAGGCGACCGCUUUUAAAAAACUCACAAGACUGGCAUAUCUUUACCUCGGAAACAAUGAACUGACAGCAGUGCCCCACCUUCCAGAGUCUCUUCAUGUUGUGCACCUGCAUAACAACAAGAUCUCAGCAAUAACAGACGAGACGUUCUGCAAAGGCAACACCAGUUACUACAUCCGGCACAACUUGUACCAGGUGAGACUGGAUGGGAACCCCGUCAAGCUGUCGCAGUUCCCUUACAGCUUCGUCUGUCUGGAGACUCUCCCUGUCGGAUGGUACAACUGAAAUUACCAAAGCAUGCUUUUGACAGAGGUAAACCUUGGGGGGGUGGCAGGGAGCUCUGUGUAUACUGAAGGCUGCAGAUACACACAGAGUAAAACUACCAUUUACAAAAUACUGUUCUUAAGUUACAUUUUAUAUACUCAAAUCUACCAUACAGUUCAAGACAAGGCAACAGUUUUCUUAAAAGAAUUAGGUAUCAGGUUUAGACACGGAGAAGAGAGAGCUUGUGUUUUUUGUUUCUUAUCAGCGCAAUCUGCCAGUGUGAGACACAUCUGUGCAAAAUCAUCCAGGAUGUCUUUAAAUACAGAGGCUCUUUUUGCAUUUUUUUUCUUUACUUACAAUUUGGCUGAGACUGUUCUGUCUUGGCAGGUGCUAUGCAAUGUUUUCAACAUAACAGAUGGACAGAUUCGCUGUCAAAUCAGUGCUGAGACUCGGGUGUGGUUAUCAUGAACAAAGGAGACCAAUAUUGUGAUAUUUUUUUCAGCCUUCAUCUCACACCGUUUGUAUUAUUACUGCUGUGUUGCUAACAUUUCUUAAACCAAAGACCAUAUAAACAAUAAAAGAUGCAUGUUGGAAGAGAUUUUUCAA
Messenger RNA from Lates calcarifer (barramundi perch), 2246 nucleotides. It is a transcript of the gene ognb, whose product is annotated as osteoglycin, paralog b. The transcript has 6 exons. Lineage: Eukaryota; Metazoa; Chordata; Actinopteri; Centropomidae. Gene Ontology annotation, molecular function: protein binding. Bases 855 to 1661 code for a protein of 268 amino acids. The record is from RefSeq and is a predicted model, not a curated record.